GAACUGCACUGCCAGGGCUGAUAGACCCCAGAGCAGCACUGCCCGCGCCAUGGAGCGAGAACCGAUGCGCAUAAGGGAGGGCUACCUGGUUAAGAAGGGCAGCAUGUUUAAUACCUGGAAGCCAAUGUGGGUCGUGCUCCUAGAAGAUGGAAUUGAGUUCUACAAGCGCAAGGCUGACAACAGCCCCAAAGGGAUGGUCCCACUAAAAGGAAGCUCUAUUAGCAGCCCGUGUCAAGAUUUUGGCAAAAGAAUGUUUGUCUUCAAGAUCACUGCGGCCAAGCAGCAAGACCACUUUUUUCAAGCUGCUUACCUGGAGGAGAGAGAUGCCUGGGUGCGGGAUAUCAAGAAAGCAAUUCAUUGCAUAGAUGGAGGCCAAAGGUUUGCCAGAAAAUCCACAAGAAGGUCUAUCAGACUGCCUGAAACUAUCAACCUGAGUGCUUUGUACCUCUCAAUGAAAGAUCCUGAAAAGGGAAUAAAAGAGUUGAAGCUGGAAAAAGAUAAAAAAGUGUACAAUUAUUGCUUUACAGGCACCUCUGUGAUCGACUGGCUGGUGUCUAGCAACUCCAUCCGAAAUCGCAAGGAAGGUCUCAUGCUUGCCUCCUCCCUCCUGAGUGAAGGCUACCUGCAGCCUGCAGGGGACACGUCCAAGGCUGCAGCUGAGGGGCUGUCAGACACCCCCUUCUUAGAUCUCUGUGAUGCCUACUAUUACUUUCCAGACAGUGGCUUUUUCUGCGAGGGAAAUUCUAGCGAUGACGAUGUGGUCCUGAAAGAAGAAUUCAGAGGCAUAGUGGUCAAACAAGGAUGUUUGCUGAAACAGGGACACCGGAGGAAGAACUGGAAGGUGAGAAAGUUUGUUUUAAGAGAGGACCCUGCAUAUCUCCACUACUAUGAUCCUGCUGGAGGAGAAGAACCCCUAGGAGCCAUUCACCUGAGAGGCUGUGUGGUGACAGCAGUGGAAGAUAUGCCAGACUCCAAGAAGUGUGAUGUUGACAACAUCCUCUUUGAAAUCAUCACAGCAAAUGAAAUCCACUAUUACUUGCAAGCAGCCUCAUCUGCAGAACGUACAGAAUGGAUCAAAGCAAUUCAGGCAGUUUCUAGGACUGGAAAAUGAAGUUGAUCUGCAAGCAAGAAGACACACAACUGAAAUUUGUUACUCAAAACAAAACAAGGAUUCUAACAUUUCACUGAGAGAAAAGGAUGUCAGCCAGAAAGGUGUCCUGAGGGUUGU
Molecule: messenger RNA, 1228 nt
Organism: Merops nubicus (carmine bee-eater)
Lineage: Eukaryota; Metazoa; Chordata; Aves; Coraciiformes; Meropidae
Gene: PLEK
Product: pleckstrin
Exons: 9
Coding region: 50-1111 (353 amino acids)
Biological process (GO): intracellular signal transduction; actin cytoskeleton organization
Cellular component (GO): plasma membrane
Source: RefSeq, a predicted model, not a curated record